Molecule: messenger RNA, 2435 nt
Organism: Anarrhichthys ocellatus (wolf-eel)
Lineage: Eukaryota; Metazoa; Chordata; Actinopteri; Perciformes; Anarhichadidae
Gene: slc61a1
Product: major facilitator superfamily domain containing 5
Exons: 2
Coding region: 269-1714 (481 amino acids)
Biological process (GO): molybdate ion transport
Cellular component (GO): membrane
Molecular function (GO): molybdate ion transmembrane transporter activity
Source: RefSeq, a predicted model, not a curated record
ACAUGACAUAACUUUCUCCUACCGCUGGAAAUCAGAAAGUAUAGUGAUGCCACCUGGUGGUGAAAUAAUGGAUCCUGGGUCCAGGAAGUGACUGGUGUGUUUGCUACCGCAGCUCAUCAAACACCAUCACCAUGUCAGUUGUUAUGUACGUCGUGUAACUGAUAUGGGACUGCUGUCAAAUGGCACGGUGCUGAGAAAUAGAAGGAAGAGAUUUGAACACGGACCAGGACCUCAGGUUUGACCUCAAGUGGGUGCCGACUAUCACACCAUGUUGGUGACAGCAUAUCUUGCCAUCAUCUUCCUGCUUGCCCUGUGUGUUGCCCUCGAGCUCACAGCACGCCGCCUCGUCCCCCCUCAGUCCACUCCUGCUGUAGCCAACCCAGUUUUCCGUCGCUUCCAGAGCGUAUUUCUUCGGGCAUACCUUUUGGCUUUGUCGGCAGACUGGCUCCAGGGUCCUUACCUCUACAAACUCUACCGUCACUACAGCUUCCUGGAAUCCCAAAUAGCCAUCUUAUAUGUGUGUGGCCUGGCCUCCUGUGUUCUGUUUGCUCCAAUUUCAGGCUGGCUCCCUCAAUUCUUGGGUCGCAGACAGACAUGUCUUCUCUUCUGCCUGUCCUACUCUGCGUGUUGUCUCACCAAGCUGUCCACAGACUACUUUGUUUUGAUUUUGGGUCGGAUCCUGGGGGGUCUGUCCACAUCCCUGCUCACCACCACAUUUGAAGCCUGGUACGUGCACCGGCAUGUAGUUGUCCACGAUUUCCCCAAGGAGUGGAUCCCCGGUACCUUCACCAAAGCUGCUACCUGGAAUCACGGGCUCGCUGUGGGAGCAGGGCUGGUGGCUAACUUGCUGGCUGAUUGGCUCCACCUGGGGCCGGUGGCUCCCUUUCUCCUGGCUGUGCCCUGCUUGGCAUGCUGUGGCUGGGUGGUGCUAACCGACUGGGGCAAGGAAGAGGCUGAAGACGGUCCUGGAGGGGAUGAACAAAAACUGCCUCUUGGCACUCCAAAUGGAGGUGUGACCCGUUUGUCUGCGAGGGCCCGUUUCUCACGCAGCUGCCAUGACGGGUUGCGCUGCCUGCUGUCAGACAGGAGAGUCAUGCUCUUAGGUGGAGUGCAGGCUCUGUUUGAAAGUGUCCUUUACAUUUUUGUUUUCCUGUGGACCCCGGUACUGGACCCUCAUGGGCCUCCUUUGGGAAUAGUGUUCUCUUGCCUGAUGGCUGCCAGCAUGGCCGGCUCCUUGCUGUACCGAGUAGCCACCUCCACCCGCUAUCGUCUACAGCCUGGCCAUGUUCUCUGCCUGGCUGUGCUGAUGGCCUUCUUCUCCCUCUUCAUGCUGACCUUCUCCACUGCCCCAGGCCAACCUAGACCUCAUGAAUCCUUUCUGGCCUUCUUGCUGCUGGAGCUGGCCUGUGGGCUCUAUUUUCCUGCCGUCAGUUUUCUCCAGGGCAGGGUGAUCCCAGAGGAGAAGAGGGCUAGUGUGCUGGCCUGGUUCAGACUGCCUCUGCACCUGCUGGCCUGCAUAGGGCUGCUGGCGCUUCAUGGGGAGAUAUCAGGAACAGGUGGCGGGGAGGAAGGUAGCGGCACCAGACACAUGUUUGGAGGCUGUGCUGUUAUGAUGCUGGCAGCUUUGAUGGCUGUAGUCAGUCUGUUUACUCUGGGCAGAAAUGACACAGACCUGAGACUGGAAGGAACCAGAGACGAGGGGGACAUGUACUGAGGAGAGGAACCACAUAUUUAGUUAAGCUUGACUGGUUUUGAAUGUAACGUGCCUGUUUUGUGCGACUAAAAGUAGAGUCCCGAUGUGUUCCAAUGAUCAUAAGUCUAUAGUUUGCCAAAUACAGGACUGAAGGAAAUCGAAGUCCAAAGGGGGGGGGGGGUUAAAAAAUCAGUUAAAUUUUAUUUUAUUUGUACUUGUUACCAUGUUGCUUCUCAGUUGUUGUGUUUUUUUUUUUUUUUUGGGAGAUACUUUUACUAAUCCUGUCCGUGUGGGGCUUCUUUGGGAACAUAGCCAUAUCGACCUUCAUUUGUCAAGUAAUGUGCUGCAAUGUCCAAAACUCCUGUGUAUCAAACUAUUCCAGAUAACACAGUAUUGCCUCAUUGUGUGCACCAAUAGGGAGAUGGGGUGAAGUGUUUGACACAAUAUAAUUAAUUUCACUUGUCAGUGAGAAGAUCAGUAAUAUAUAGAUGUUCCAUCAUAUUUUAAAACAGACAUGAAAAGAGAGAGCUCAAAAUGUAUUUUAAAAAAUGUAGACCAGUAUCUGAACAUCAGUUCUUGCAAUACUUCUCUAUGAUUUCUGUUCCUGCGUCUGUUUUAUUGAAGAGAGAAAUGUACAGUUUGUUGGUUUUACUUUGAAUACUUCUUUUGCAUCAUCUUUGGGAUAUUUUCUCAUAUUAUCUGUGAUCUUUACACUUUUAAAUAAAAGUGUACAUAAUUCAUA